Molecule: messenger RNA, 5247 nt
Organism: Lemur catta (Ring-tailed lemur)
Lineage: Eukaryota; Metazoa; Chordata; Mammalia; Primates; Lemuridae
Gene: SEPTIN11
Product: septin 11
Exons: 10
Coding region: 24-1376 (450 amino acids)
Biological process (GO): cytoskeleton-dependent cytokinesis
Cellular component (GO): septin complex; cell division site; microtubule cytoskeleton
Molecular function (GO): GTP binding; GTPase activity; molecular adaptor activity
Source: RefSeq, a predicted model, not a curated record
CCCACCCCCGCCACCCAUCCUAGAUGAGUCAGGCGGGAGAGAGCGAACCAGAGCCAGCAGCGAACCGCUCUGCACGACGCGCAGCCGCUCCUGACCCGGGAGCUGGAAGGCAGAGUGAAGAGCUACGAAACUUGUCACUCUCUGGCCAUGUUGGAUUUGACAGUCUUCCUGACCAGCUGGUCAACAAGUCUACUUCUCAAGGAUUCUGUUUCAACAUCCUGUGUGUUGGUGAAACAGGCAUUGGCAAAUCCACGUUAAUGGACACUUUGUUUAACACCAAAUUUGAAAGUGACCCAGCUACUCACAAUGAACCAGGUGUCCGGUUAAAAGCCAGAAGUUAUGAGCUUCAGGAAAGCAAUGUACGCCUGAAGUUAACCAUCGUUGACACCGUGGGAUUUGGAGACCAGAUAAAUAAAGAUGACAGCUAUAAGCCCAUAGUGGAAUAUAUCGAUGCCCAGUUUGAGGCCUACCUGCAAGAGGAAUUGAAGAUUAAACGUUCUCUCUUCAACUACCAUGACACAAGGAUCCAUGCCUGCCUGUACUUUAUCGCCCCGACCGGGCAUUCCCUGAAGUCCCUGGACCUGGUCACCAUGAAGAAGCUGGACAGUAAGGUGAACAUCAUUCCAAUAAUUGCAAAAGCUGACACCAUCGCCAAGAAUGAAUUGCACAAAUUCAAGAGUAAGAUCAUGAGUGAACUAGUCAGCAAUGGGGUCCAGAUAUAUCAGUUUCCCACCGAUGAAGAAACUGUGGCGGAGAUUAAUGCAACAAUGAGCGUCCAUCUCCCGUUUGCAGUGGUUGGCAGCACCGAGGAGGUCAAGAUCGGCAACAAGAUGGCCAAGGCCAGGCAGUACCCGUGGGGCGUGGUGCAGGUGGAGAAUGAAAACCAUUGUGAUUUUGUGAAACUUCGAGAGAUGCUGAUCCGUGUCAACAUGGAGGACUUGCGAGAACAGACCCACACCCGCCAUUAUGAAUUGUAUCGACGCUGUAAGCUCGAGGAGAUGGGGUUCAAGGACACCGACCCUGACAGCAAGCCCUUCAGUCUUCAGGAGACAUACGAAGCAAAAAGGAAUGAAUUCCUAGGAGAACUGCAGAAGAAAGAAGAAGAAAUGAGACAAAUGUUCGUUAUGAGAGUGAAGGAGAAAGAAGCUGAACUUAAAGAGGCAGAGAAAGAACUGCAUGAGAAGUUUGACCUCCUAAAGCGGACACACCAAGAAGAGAAGAAGAAAGUAGAAGACAAGAAGAAGGAGCUUGAGGAGGAGGUGAACAAUUUCCAGAAGAAGAAAGCAGCAGCUCAGUUACUACAGUCCCAGGCCCAGCAGUCUGGGGCCCAGCAAACCAAGAAAGACAAGGAUAAGAAAAAUGCAAGCUUCACAUAAAGCCUGGCAAGCCAAGGAUGUUCCCGCAUUCACCUGCUUUUGCAGUAAUAUUGUAUCUCUGCCAUCUGUGUCCUUUAGUUGUUUUUUUGUUUGUUUGGUUUUUUUUUCACCCUUCCCCAAACACCAAUAACUAUUAACUCAUUUUGCUGAAUGUUGUUGGGUGGUGGAAAAUGAUAGAACAAGGGAAUAACAGCAAAAGCUCUGUGCAGCUGGACUUGGUUUCCGGAAAGUAAAUGAUUGGCCUUUUAUGCCUGUUCCGAAUGGCAGCAGGAAGCAGGCCUGUCACUUGUAUGUCGCUUUGGACUGAGGAAAGUGGGGUAAACUGCUGCCUGUACGUCUGACAUGAAAACUUCUGACCGCCUCAGCAGCUGAACUAAAAACCUGAAUAGCCAUGACAACAGCUUGCAUUUUCUUGAUUUCAUCUCCAUGAUCUCAUGGUCCCCUAAACUCACUGCCUUUUCUCCCCACUUGCCCCAAACCAAGGUAGAUUUGUAUGCAGACAGAAUGGUGGGUAUGCAUUAUAUAUGAUUUUUACACUUGCAUGAAAUUUUCGUUUUAAUCAAUAACAUUAUUUGGCCUGAGAUUGUGGGUCUGUUCAGACCGUCCCCUCUGAUGGCUUGAAACUGCAUCUGAACACCAACCUUCAAAUACCAGCCAAGUUGGUGUCGCCUGGUACAAGAAAACUAAGACCAUGUUCACAUUUACUGGUGUAUCCUUGAUCCUCUCACAGACAGAGAUCUCAAAGGUUGGAUCAUACAACAUUCUUUAGUAGAAGAAUCUUCUACUAAGGAUAAUGGGCUUUCCACAACCUACUUACUAUUUGAAAUAAAAAAAUCUUUAAUAAACACAUCUAAAUUUGCUCUCAGUGGGCCAAGGGGAGGACCUAAUGACUGCUAUUGGUACUUCUAAUAAAAUUUUUCACUAAUCAAGAGGAGAAAAUUUGUACAACUACUUCAGAUAGAAAAUUUGCUGUAAACUCUGUGUCAUCUGCUGCAGCACAAAUUCGAAGGGACCUUGUCAAUUUAAGAUGGAAAUGGGAAGGAACACAACACAACCAAUGAGUCAAGAAAGUAGAAAUUUUUCACAUCGAGCUUCCUUGUUUAGUCUCCUUUCAAUAUAUGGGAAUAAAAAGAAGAAAUAGAACAGCUGGAGUUUCGAAUCCAGUUGUCUUGAAGGAAUUUUCCACACCUUUCCCCUCAGCAUGACUAGCUCUGUCUAUCUGCUCUUUAUGUCUAAGGCUCCGAACUCCUCCAGGAUUAGGACGAACCCUUAUGCCAGCACAUAUGCUACAUGCUUGAUUUGUAUGGAAAAGGGCUUAUUUAAUCUCUUUUCUGUACUGUUCCUUUCUGAUGCUUAUCCUUUCAUCUGUUUUUUCCUGCCAAGAUCUACUAACAAGAUCCUCCCAGCCUUCUAACCACAGUCUCCUGUUUCUUACUUGAAAGGUUAACAUUUCUCAUGAACCCACUUCCCCUCUGCGUUUUCCUUCUGGCCUUCACUAGUUGCAGGGUAAGUAAAUAGGAUAGAAUGUGCUGCACCUCCCCUGACACGUAUUUAAAAAAAAAAAAAAUUAAUGUCCCUAUUUGAUUCCAACAAAUAUUUUUUUUUCCCUUUUUGUCCUCAAUCAUACUUAGAGGAAAGAAGGAAUGGUCUUCCAUGAACUGAUUAAGGCUUAAUUAGGCAAAGUAAGAUCAGUUUCAUUGAAGCCCAGAUUAAGGUGGAAUAGAAACUGCAAAGAGAAACAGCAGCAGUAGUGGUCUUCACAGGUGUAGGAGCUACUGGACCAAUAUUUUUGUUUUUGCUUUUUUUUUUUUUUUUCUUCAAUCUAGUCCGAAGCUAGCUGUGGAGCAGCCACGUGGUAGCCGGCAUGCUGCUUCUAACCACGGGCUGAACUUGCUCAUGUGCUGUGCACCAGACAAAAGCUUGAAUCUGUGUGUCGUAUGCUUGUUCCAACCACUGUUUGAGCAUUUUUGUGCCUUGUAACAGGAAGUCCACUUUUAAAUUCUGCUUCUAGCAUCACUAAAACCUUUAAAAAAAAAAUUAGCCUAACAAUGCAAGGCAUCCAGCUGACUUUUUGAUUCCAAGAUGAUUGACUGCUGUUUUAUGCAUUAAAUUUUUCACAGCAAAAUAAACCAUGUGGAGAGUCAGGGAAUAAAGAGUCAAAAGAAACAUUUAGAAGCUGUUUUUUCUUUUUUUUCAAUGUGUUGCUUCUGAACUUUUUCCUCCCAUGCGCCCCGGCCCUGUUUAGUUUGUUAUUGCUGCUCUUCUUUUUUCUUUCUGUGUCUGUGCCUUUUUUCACAGUAGUCCUUGGCUCUGCACGGAAUAAAUGAUACCCUCAAAUCUAAUUGGAUGUGCUUUCGCCUUUGCAUGUAAGUACAGUAGCAAGAAACCUUUGAGAUCUUUCUGACUUUUUAAAGUUAGAGAAAACAAAUGGGAUGGAUGGAUUUUUUUUCUUUCUUGUUUUUUUAGAGGGGGGUAGGGAGAUAAUGGUUUGAGUAGCCUUUGUUUUUUUUUUUUUUUUAAUGCCAAACAACUAGAUACAUUUUAAAUGGCCACAUUUCUAUUUUUUUUUUUCCACAAGAAUCAGGUAAAUUCAACUUCUUGAUCUCAGUGUGGAAGUCAAAAACUGCUAAUCCCCACCUGUGCUCUACACAGCACCCAUGGGUAUCGUUGGAUAUUUCAGAGGGGCCUUGAUUCUGGCACUAUAGACCCAGCUAGAAUGAGAAACUACUGCCUUCCACUGGAAAAAUCUAAGAGGAAAAAAAUUUUUAUGCCAGGCUGCCUUUAUGACCACUUAAUUUUAUCUUAGUUUAAUGGUCUCUCCUUGGUGCUAACUGCUGGCAGUGGUCACCUUUUUGUGGGGGCGGGCAGAUAGCUCUAGCUGGCUUUCCCCCACAUCUUUUGUUCAAACAUAAUGACCAUCUUUUUGCUUCUGGGCUUUAGAUACCCAUAACAGUUUUAUGUGCUGUAGGAUGUGGUGAAAAGCAUUUAUGAGAAUUUAUUGGCAAUUCAGAGACUGUUUUCCCAGCUUAGGCUCUUCAUUAAUUGGUGAAGGUUUUGUCCAAAAAGGGUAUCUCAACCGGGGGGAUUAAUGUAAUGCCAGACACAGGUGACUUAUGAUCUUCCCUCUCUGCUUUGUAACUCACCAGCUGUGACACUUGGCUGCGUAUCUUGUGCACCUCAAAUGAAUAGACUCGGUUUCCUUUCUUCACACACCCAUAAGUGUUUCCCAUACAAACUGCUGAAUCAGGGCUUUCAGCUAGUACUGACCCACGUCAUCCUGUGUCUGUGUGGUCCUGCCAAAACCGUCCAUUCAGACCCCUCUGCUUUGCCAUUUGCAAGUGUCUGGAAUUGUCAGGUGUCAGCUUCCACAAGUCCUGGUUCCACUGACAGGACACGUAUGUGAUGACUCUCUAGUGGGAAUUAUAACCUACAAAGUCUAGUGUGUGUGUAGGUAUGAAGGGAAUUUUUUAAAUAAAUUGAAAAAUUAAGCUGUGAACAGCAUUAGAACUUUGUCUAUUUCUUGAUUUUAAAAUAUGCUGAUAUGCCUUAAACCGUAGUCAUAGAUCCUUGUCAUUUUUUGCUGUUUGAAAAGAACUGAUGUUUUCUAAAACUGUUGUGUAAUCUACUUUCAAUGUUAAUGCAGAAUUGUCCUAUGUAAGCGGCAUGUUAGACAUUUGUCUUUUUUAAAAAAACUAAAUAAUUGUAUUGAUGUGAAGUAUACCGUUUUUUUCAAAUAUGAAAGUAACCACUUGGUAACAUGCUCGGUCAUUUGGUGUCUAUUAAGGUAGGAGAGCGGUGGACAGGUAAUCUAUGCAUAUAUCACUAGUGCCAAGACAUAAAGCGGGGGAAAAUAUAUUUUUACCCAAACGUU